CAUCCAUUCCCCUGACUCUUACCCUUGGAGGAGGCCAGUCAUGGGAGAAACAGGCAAAGAAGAGUAUAAAAUACAGUCGUUCGACACCGAGACGCAGAAGCUGCUGAAAACAGCCCUCAAAGACCCCAGCAACGUGGACCUGGAGAAAGUGGCCAAUAUUAUAGUGGACCAGUCCCUCAAAGACUGCGUGUUCAGCAAGGAGGCAGGGCGCAUCUGCUACACCAUCAUCCAGGCAGAGAGCAAACAAGUCGGGCAGAGCAUCUUCCGGAGGUGGCUGCAGCAGGAGUACAAGGACCGGGAGGAGCUGCGCGCCCGCUCGCUCCAGGCCUGGAUCUGCUACGUCACCUUCAUCUGCAACAUCUUCGACUACCUGAGGGUGAACAACAUGCCCAUGAUGGCUCUGGUGAACCCCGUUUACGACUGUCUGUUCCGGCGGCCAACGCCCGCCAGCCUGUGCAAGGAGGAAGAGGUGGACUGCUUGGUCCUGCAGCUCCACCGCAUCGGCGAGCAGCUGGAGAAGAUGAACUCCCAGCGGAUGGAUGAGCUCUUCUCCCUCCUCCGGGAUGGUUUCCUCCUGCAGGAGGGGCUCAGCUCCCUGUCCCAGCUCCUGCUGUUGGAGAUCAUCGAGUUCCGAGCUGCCGACUGGAAGAUGACGGACGCUGCCCAGAAGUACUAUUACAGUGAAGUGACGGAUUAAGCCCUGCAG
Molecule: messenger RNA, 706 nt
Organism: Nestor notabilis (Kea)
Lineage: Eukaryota; Metazoa; Chordata; Aves; Psittaciformes; Psittacidae
Gene: MIF4GD
Product: MIF4G domain containing
Exons: 6
Coding region: 41-697 (218 amino acids)
Biological process (GO): regulation of translational initiation
Cellular component (GO): cytosol
Molecular function (GO): RNA binding; translation activator activity; protein binding
Source: RefSeq, a predicted model, not a curated record